AUGGCGUAUGAUGUCCACGCCUCUUUUGUCUAUUUAGACGACGGUAUUUCCGGUCAUAAAUGUCGUAUUGAUGCUUCUGCGGCCAGUAUUAUUCAAAAGAAAGAUUUAUUGUGUUCCGGUCUUAAAACGAAUGAGGAAAAAUGUCAUUGGGAGCCCAUGCAAAUCGGAGAAUGGCUUGGUAUGAUUAUUAACACCAUCAAUUUUGAAUUUGAAAUUCCGCCUCGGAAAAUCGAGAAAGUUAAGAAAAACAUUCAGUACAUUUUGUCUUCCAAUCACGUUUCAUAUCGAGAACUGGCAAAAAUCGCCGGUUUCAUCAAUUCAUUGUAUUUAGCUGUCGGUCCACCUGUGAGGCUUUUUUCGCGGCAACUCUUUUUCAUAAUUUCUCAGAGAGAUUCAUGGGCAGGGCAUUUGGAUAGCGUCCCACCUCUUUUGAUGGAGGAAUUGAGAUUUUGGUUAGACAAUUUACGUUACCUAAACGGGUAUAACAUUCGGCCAAAAGUGUCUUUAGAACCUUUAACAAUCCACACUGACGCUAGUGGUGUUGGUUAUGGUGGUUAUUUUACCUCGUUGAGGGAUGUAAAUAUACACGGACAUUGGUCCGUUGAGCAAAGUGGUAAGAGUUCCACGUUCCGGGAGUUAUCGGCUAUCCUACUAGUUUUGAAAACUUCUGUGCAACGUUUACAGCAUAAAAAGGUGAAAAUAUUUUCAGAUAGCCAGAGCGCCUGUCGCAUCGUUCAAGUCGGGAGUAGAAUUUUCGAACUCCAAAAUAUUGCAGUAGACAUUUUUAACAUUUGUUUCAUUAACGACAUUAUGAUUGAAACACAAUGGAUUCCUCGAGCAGAAAACAGGACUGCCGAUGUGUUAAGCAAAACCAUUGAUUUAGAUGAUUGGAAGUUACACCCAGAAUUAUUUGUUAUGCUUCAUAGAGCAUGGGGUCCUUUUACUAUUGAUAGGUUCGCCGCUAAUUACAAUACACAAUUACAAAGAUUCAAUUCACGAUUUUGGUGUCCUGAAACAGAGGCUGUUGACGCAUUUACUAAAAAUUGGUCAAACGAAGCGAACUGGGUCUGUUCGCCAGUGGCUUUAAUCAUUCCCGUCAUUAGACACAUGUCCGUGUGUAAGGCCAAAGGUACCUUUAUAGUUCCUCGUUGGCCGUCCGCUAUUUUUUGGCCAGCCAUUAAAACCAAACCUGGAAAGUUUGCUCCAUUUGUUAAGGACAGUUUAGUUUUACUAAAAAAAAAAAAUAGCACAGAUGUGCAUUCCUGGUGA
Paramuricea clavata is the source of this 1269-nucleotide messenger RNA. NCBI's taxonomy places the organism in Eukaryota, Metazoa, Cnidaria, Anthozoa, Malacalcyonacea, Plexauridae. The record is from the annotation of a GenBank genome assembly.